AUGUCUUUGCAGGACCCCACUCUCGGCAGAGAGGGGAACACAGAGGAAGAGAUUAUGGCUGCUGUGGUUUUUUCUGUUGGACCUCUGAAUCCUGAAGUUUCCAAGCCAGAUGAAGACCUUCACCUUCAGGCUGAAGAACCAGAAUUGGAAAAGGAUUCUGUGACAUUUAAAGAUGUGGCUAUAGACUUCUCAUUAGAAGAGUGGAGGUUGAUGGACCUUUCCCAGAGGAACCUGCACAAGGACGUGAUGCUAGAGAAUUACAGGAAUCUUGUCUCCCUGGGGCUUGCAGUUUCCAAACCAGACAUGAUAUCUCACCUGGAGGAUGGCAAAGGACCGUGGGUGGUAGUGAGGGAAAUUGCAAGAACCCCCUAUCCAGAGCUGGAGACCAAACCUGCAGCCAAGAAUGUUGUAUCAGCAGAAAAUACUUCUGAAGAUGUAUCACAAGAGACCAUAAUAGAUAAACUCACAGAGAACAGUCUGUGGAACCCCAGAAUGGGAGGAUUAUGGAAAUGGAAUGAAAGGAUAUUGAGAUUGCAAAAUAGUCAAGAAAAUCAUUUGAGUCAAAGAAUAGUUACUCACAAGAAAAUUUCCACUGGUCAAAGAGGAUUUAGAUUUGGAUCUAUUCUUUUUCCAGAAGCGGGAGUUAUCACAGAAGGGCCCCACGGCAAAUGCCAAACACGUGAAAAUUUCACUGAGAAUUUAGAUUUGAUUACAGAUACCCAUCUAGGAAAGAAAAUCUGCAAGGAUACAGAAGGCAGCAAAGCUGUAAGGCCUACUUCAGAACUUACUUUAGGAAAAAAAAACAAUAAUAAAGAAAAACCCUAUCAAUGUAGUACCUGUGAAAAGUCCUUUCGUUACAGGUCAUUACUGAUUCAACAUCAGAGAACGCACACUAAAGAAAAACCUUAUGAAUGUAAUGAAUGUGGGAAAAUGUUCAGCCAGCCUUCAUAUCUCAGUCAACAUAAAAAAAUUCAUACUGGAGAAAAACCCUAUAAGUGUAACGAAUGUGGAAAGGCCUUCAUUGCUUCUUCAUCACUUAUGGUACAUCAGAGAAUUCAUACUAAGGAGAAACCUUAUCAGUGCAAUGUCUGUGGAAAAUCUUUUAGCCAGUGUGCUCGCCUUAAUCAACACCAGAGAAUUCAAACUGGAGAGAAGCCCUAUAAAUGUAGUGAAUGUGGGAAAGCUUUCAGUGAUAAAUCAAAACUCACAAGACAUCAGGAGACUCACAAUGGAGAGAAACCCUACAAAUGCAAUGAUUGUGGGAAAGCCUUUAGGAAUAAGUCCUAUCUUAGUGUACAUCAGAAGACCCAUACUGAAGAGAAACCAUAUAAAUGCAAUGAAUGUGGGAAAUCUUUCAAGAAUACCACAAUUUUUAAUGUUCAUCAGAGAAUUCAUACUGGAGAGAAACCCUUUAGAUGUAAUGAAUGUGGGAAAGCCUAUAGAAGUAAUUCAAGCCUUAUUGUACAUAUAAGAACUCAUACCGGGGAAAAACCUUAUGAAUGUAAUGAAUGUGGGAAAGCAUUCAAUCGUAUAGCAAAUUUCACAGAACAUCAAAGAAUUCAUACAGGAGAAAAACCCUAUAAAUGCAACGAAUGUGGAAAAGCAUUCAUUAAUUAUUCAUGCCUUACCGUACACCACAGAAUGCAUACAGGAGAGAAACCUUAUAAAUGUAAUGAAUGUGGAAAGGCCUUCAUGCGUUCUUCAUCCCUAAUUAUACAUCAGCGGAUUCAUACUGAAGAAAAACCUUACCUAUGUAACGAAUGUGGGGAGUCUUUCAGAAUAAAAUCACACUUAACUGUGCAUCAGAGGAUUCAUACUGGAGAGAAACCAUAUAAAUGUACUGACUGUGAGAGGGCAUUUACCAAAAUGGUAAAUCUCAAGGAGCAUCAGAAAAUCCAUACUGGAGUGAAACCUUAUAAAUGCUAUGAUUGUGAGAAAUCUUUCAGGACUAAGUCCUACCUUAUCGUACAUCAAAGGACCCAUACUGGGGAAAAACCAUAUAAAUGUAAUGAAUGUGAAAAGGCUUUCACUAACACAUCGCAACUUACCGUACAUCAAAGAAGGCAUACUGGAGAAAAACCCUAUAAAUGUAAUGAGUGUGGGAAGGUUUUCACAAGUAACUCAGGCUUUAAUACCCAUCAGAGAACACAUACUGGAGAGAAACCAUUUAAAUGUAAUGACUGUGGGAAAGCAUUUAGCCAGAUGGUACACGUCACAGAACAUCAGAAAAUCCAUAGUGGAGAGAAACCCUAUAAAUGUGAUGUCUGUGGAAAAGCCUUCAGGAGGGGUUCCUACCUUACAGUGCAUUGGAGAACACAUACUGGAGAAAAACCCUAUACGUGUAAGGAAUGUGGAAAAGGUUGUAUCACUCUAUCACAGCUAACUCUUCAUCAGAGAAUUCAUACUGGGGAAAGGCCCUACAAAUGUGAAGAAUGUGGAAAAGCCUUCAGAACCAACUCAGAUUUUACUGUACAUUUGAGGAUGCAUACUGGAGAAAAACCCUAUAAAUGUCAUGAAUGUGGAAAAGCCUUUAGGAGUAGCUCAAGCCUUACUGUACAUCAAAGAACCCAUCAGAGAGAAACUCAAUUAAUAUAA
This is a messenger RNA of Puma concolor (puma), 2595 nucleotides long. Lineage: Eukaryota; Metazoa; Chordata; Mammalia; Carnivora; Felidae. The record is from RefSeq and is a predicted model, not a curated record.